UCUCCUGCAGUUCUGCUUGCCCAAGCCUGUGAAGAUGUCUGCCCCCACUCAACUGCGUGUUAUCAUUGAUGAGACUAAAGUCUACAAGUUGACCCUACCCAUUGGAAUCCCUAGCACUGUUGACGAACUUUUGAUGGCAGCACAGGAAAACUUUGAACUCCAAGGCAGUUUCACUGUGAUGUACAUGGACACAGGAUUUAAUGACCAAUUCUUCACUCUAGAGUCAACCGACUGGAUCAAGGACAAAGACACAAUCAAGCUAGUUAAAAAAGAACCUACUCCUGUUUUUGUUUUUGUCAGUGUUAAUGAGGUGGCUGCCUCCUUCCCACCAGAGCCACAGGAAACCUCUUCCCAGGAUGACAGUUCCUCAGCUUGUUCAUCCGCUAGCACAAUCAUUUUACAGAAGUCACCGGGGUAUCGAGAUCAGCCAUGGCCGACUGACUUUGUGAUACCCACCUUCUCUGAUCAUGUUGAGGGGUACCUUCAAGAUGGAAAUAAGGCUUACGAAAGGGAUGGCUCCCUGCUUCUGGAUCCAAGUUUGAAGUCUGGUGUACUCGACAAGCUUGCUGAAAAAAUCGUCCGCUACACGCCUUAUCCGUCUGGUCUUCAAAUUGAUGCAGCUGCAGAAGCCCUGGUGACCAAGUACCCCUGCCUAAGGGAGCCUGGGACAUCGUCUUCCGGCAUGUAUGGGUGGACGCAGCGACUCAAAUACAAGAUGGCCAACUACCGGUCCAAAAUCAGAAGGUCUAAUGUGCCUUGCCCAGAGCUGGAGAUAAACUCUAUGAGGAGGAAGCCAACAGGAGAGAAGUAUCCUGCGAAGAACUGCAAGAGGCCAAAGAGAGCUGAGGUCAACUACCUGCCUCCACAUCCAAGUGGAGAAACUGGCGACAGUCUGGAGGUGGAGAGACAGGAGCUUCUCAGUUACAUAAAGAAGAAGGACAACACAAAAGUCAUCCAAGAGAAAAUGGCCAAAACCUUCUCCUGUUGACGGCUAGAGGUUG
Molecule: messenger RNA, 1001 nt
Organism: Myripristis murdjan (pinecone soldierfish)
Lineage: Eukaryota; Metazoa; Chordata; Actinopteri; Holocentriformes; Holocentridae
Exons: 2
Coding region: 35-988 (317 amino acids)
Source: RefSeq, a predicted model, not a curated record